This is a messenger RNA of Spodoptera littoralis (African cotton leafworm), 599 nucleotides long. The record is from the annotation of a GenBank genome assembly. Lineage: Eukaryota; Metazoa; Arthropoda; Insecta; Lepidoptera; Noctuidae.
CUUCGACAUAAUCAAUACGGUAACUAACCAGUUUGGAAAGCGGUACCGUAAAUUAAUACCAAAAAUAUUAUUAUUAUUGGACUUUUUUCCUCAACAUUGAAGGCGCUGAGAAUAUUGACCUUAUAGAAACGCAGUACAUUUUUUGUUUUUACUGUUGCGGUAUGUGUCACCGGUUCCGUAUAUAAGUUCCUCAGCGAUCCUAACACAACACUGUUCAGCUCUAAGCCGUUACAAUGAAAGCCUUUGCAUUCUUCGCUCUGUUGGUGUGCGCCAUCUUGGCUCUGACGUCGGUGCAGGGUGCGCCAGCGCCUGAUCUCGAGACCGCAGAAAGCCAUCACGGUUAUGGCCAUAAAUCACAUGGACAUGGUGGACAUGGUGGACAUGGAGGCCAUGGAGGAUACGGCCACGGGCGCACGCCGAACACGACGCGCCGUACGAGCAUAGGGUCUGGUUGUGGUCCGACGGCGAGCCGCCCCAGACCUGCGCUUACGGUGGCCGGAGAUCGUCACGCGAUCCCCGACGCCCAGAGCCUCCUUUGCGACGGCUGGGUUGUGAGGAGGCACCGCUUCGCUGCCUUAUGCGCCCCGCCUCCUCCUUAG